AUGUUACGAAAUAAACAUCAAAAGGCGAAUAUUGCUACACUACCUUUUCGUAUUCGUAAUAAUUUUAGAAGAGAAGAGCAUAAUAAUGAUGGUGAUGAUCAUGAUUAUUUGGAACAACGAGACGAUGAUAAUUACUUUGAACAAAGCGACGAUGAUCAUUUAGGAUAA
Messenger RNA from Rhizophagus irregularis DAOM 181602=DAOM 197198, 168 nucleotides. The record is from RefSeq and is a predicted model, not a curated record. Lineage: Eukaryota; Fungi; Glomeromycota; Glomeromycetes; Glomerales; Glomeraceae.